Molecule: messenger RNA, 642 nt
Organism: Aspergillus sclerotioniger CBS 115572
Lineage: Eukaryota; Fungi; Ascomycota; Eurotiomycetes; Eurotiales; Aspergillaceae
Exons: 1
Coding region: 1-642 (213 amino acids)
Source: RefSeq, a predicted model, not a curated record
AUGCGUUUCACUCCCUUGCUCGGCCUCGCCAGCCUCGGCCUGAACAUCCUCCCUGUCCACUCCGCUCCCACCGCUGGUUUGGCUCGCCGCGCCGAUGAGCCGAUCAACCAUGUCUAUCGCUCUGACAUGAUCGAGAAGCGCCACUCCUAUGAAGUGGAUGACGACGAGAUCCUCCAGAAGCGUCACACUUAUACAGUGGAUGAUGAUGAGGCCCUUCAGAAGCGCCAUUCCUAUGAGGUGGAUGACGACGAGGUCCUCCAGAAGCGUCACACCUACGAGGUGGAUGAUGAUGAGGCUCUCCAGAAGCGCCACACCUAUGAGGUUGACGACGACGAGGCCCUCCAGAAGCGUCACACUUAUACAGUGGAUGAUGAUGAAGCCCUUCAGAAGCGCCAUUCCUAUGAGGUGGAUGACGACGAGGUCCUCCAGAAGCGUCACACCUACGAGGUUGACGACGACGAGGCCCUCCAGAAGCGUCACACUUAUACAGUGGAUGAUGAUGAGGCCCUUCAGAAGCGCCAUUCCUAUGAGGUGGAUGACGACGAGGCCCUCCAGAAGAGGCAUACCUACGAAGUGGAUGACGACGAGGUCCUCCAGAAGCGCCACACCUAUACAGUGGAUGAUGAUGAGAUCGACAUCUAG